Messenger RNA from Solea solea (common sole), 2475 nucleotides. RefSeq names its product outer dense fiber protein 2-like. Gene Ontology annotation, cellular component: ciliary basal body; centrosome. The record is from RefSeq and is a predicted model, not a curated record. The coding region runs from base 72 to 2081 and encodes 669 amino acids. Lineage: Eukaryota; Metazoa; Chordata; Actinopteri; Pleuronectiformes; Soleidae. The transcript is spliced from 17 exons. Gene Ontology annotation, biological process: negative regulation of cilium assembly.
UCUUCAGUUUGGAGCAGCGUUGUUUACAACCGACACAGGAAGGCGCAAGCUGGGGUAUAGUGACGAGAGUCAUGUCUCCAGAGGAUGAACUCCAGAGUCCCCCACUUGGUUUCAGCUCAACCAUGGAGCAUCUCACUGCGAGCAAGGAACGUGGCAGUCUCCAGACCCCAGGAACCUCACAGGCUGACGUCAGCUGUCGGGGAGUCUUUGCAGGCGGAAAGAGCCCUUUCCUGAAAACACUGAUGGACGCUGAAGCAGCUGCCAACUCUGCAGCCAUACAACUUGUGUCUUUCAAAGAUGCAAUGGAAAACGAAUAUGCCGAUUCGAGACAGUCGGCCACAGACAAGCGGCGAUUGAAGAGGCAAAGAGGGCUGUUGCUGGAGAAGUUGGAGGAUUUUAAACGGAUAAAUAAGUCUGUUCGGCAGAAACUGAAACAGCUCCAGGAAGCAGAGGUUGAUCGAAUUGAUGCCAGCAAACAGAUUGACAUCUUACUGGAGAAGAUCAAUCAGGCUGAAAGUGAAAAUGAGAAAUUAAAGAGAAGUUUGAACGAGAUGGGAAACAGAGUUGAGGAGCUGAUGGAUCAGCGUAAAGAGGAGCAGGAGAGCAUGAAGACUGCCAUUCACAUGUCUGCCGAGGCGACCCAUGCUCACCUGGAAGGGCAGCUACAAAACAAGGACGCUGAAAACAAUCGUCUGAACGCACAGCUACGGACUCUGGAGAGAACCCUUACUGAACACAAGCUGGAGAUUGAUGACCUGAAAGGUUCCAUCACGUCUUUGACUGAGAAGGCAGCGCGAGACAAUGAAUCUCUGAGGAAAGCCACCCGAGCACAGAAGCUGCGAGCGGAGAGAUUUGAAGCUGCCAUUGAGAAAUGCUACGCACAGCUGAAGGAAAAGGACGCUCUGCUGGUCAAAGCCCGUUUAGAAAGAGAAUCCUGGAGAGAGCAGAAGGAGCAGAUGACGGAUGAGAAAAACAAGCUCGUAGCUCAUAUCGAGUUAUUAAAAAGUCAAAUCACAGACUUCACAGUGAGGCUGCAGAAGAAGAAGGACGAGCGAACUGCGGCAAACACAACGGUGAUGCAACGCGUUGAAAAACUCGGCGCUGAAAACGGAGACCUCCACGUCAAUAAUGCAGCACUGAAGGCCUCAGUUGCUCGGCUGGAGCAGCAGCUGGCUGAUUGUGAGUCUGCCUUUGUGGAGGAGAGGGUUUUGUCCGAGGAGAGGAAACAUCAAGCUGAACAGUCUCGAUCUCAGAUGGCGGAACUUCGGGCUGAAAUGGAUGAUAUGAGGGUAAAAUAUGCAAAUGUGUUGGGAGAAAUGGAGAAGAUGAACGAUGGGCGCGACACAGAAGUUGAGAAGGUGAGGCAGCAGCUGCAAGCACGUGUGGACGAACUGAAGACGUACCCCGAGUUACUGAGUGCAGCUGAACAGAGUCUCUUCGAGUGCCAGGAGAACCUGCGAUGCUCGGAGAGGAGAUGCUCAGAAAAGUCAGAGUCCAUUAGGCAACUGCAGGUUCAGAUGGAGAGUCAAAAGAAAUUGCUGACAUCGUCUGUGGAAAUGAAGGAGUCCAUUCACGAGGCCAAUUUACAUUUAAAAGAGAAACUUAGUUCCGUUCAAAGACAGAUGGACAAGCUGCAGCAGGAGAACCUGGAGCUCGUACGCAGGCUCGCAGCUCAGGAGGAAACUCUGAGCUACAGCAACCGACAGCUGCAUCAGCGCUCCUCAGAGUCUCAGGCCCUCGGCCGGCAGCUGGAGGCCGCGCUGUUAGACGUCACACAACAGGUGAAAAAGGUCAAAGAUCAAGCUCUGUCCAGAGAAGAUGCUCUCCAGACCAAAAUCCUGGCGCUGGAAGCAGAGAAGAGCAAAAGGGAUAACGAGCUGAGGCUUGUUCGCCAGAGUAAGCUGACUGCAGAGAGACGCUUUGAGGUGCGCCUCAAGGACCUGCAGCUGAGCUUGGACCAAUCAGAGAGCCGCAAACAAAGCAUUCAGAACUAUGUGGAUUUCCUAAAAAACUCCUAUGUGACGAUGUUUGACGAGGGACAGCAGACUUCAAGUUUUCACUCGUCAUGUUUUUUUAAAUAAUCGAGGAUUCAUAUUUAUAUUUAUUUAUGUGUUGUUUGUGUUACUGUAAUAUCUAUGCGUCUUAAGUGGUGUAUAUUUGGGGUAAAUGUAAAUGUCUUUAAAUGUCCAGUAUGUAGCCCAGUGGCCUGGAGUGUGUGAGCAUAAGGGUCCGACAGGAUUUGUCCUACACACUGAAGUCUCAACACUACACGUCAGUCAUACUUACACACUGGACCUUUAAAUAUCUACUUCAUUUUGGCUGACAGUCUAUGAUUGUUUACUACCCUCAGGGAAAGUCUUGGACUGUUCACUCUCGGUGCUACUGUGCUAAUCCAAACGGGAGCCAAUUAAAUAAUUGUAGUAAAAGUCAGUCACUGCGUUGUCCUCACUUGAUUAAAAAUAACUUACAACUCUU